CCUCGCUCUCCCAAUUUGUACCUCGCAUCACCCCCGUACCACACACACCCAUUCUUAUUCCGCGGGUGCCCAGCGAGACCACAGUCAACCGCAGCACCUCUCUACACCUCUUACCUAAAACAAUCGUACGCUAAAGAAUCGGGAUCUAUCCAGCAAUCAUGGCCGUCCGCGCUCAGUUCGAAAACUCCAACGAGGUCGGCGUUUUUGCCACUCUUACCAACUCAUACUCGCUCGUCGCCAUCGGUGCGAGUGGAAACUUCUACAGCGUGUUCGAGGCCGAACUCCAGGACGUUAUCCCCAUCUGCAGAACCACGAUUGCUGGCAUGAGGAUAGUGGGUCGUCUUACAGCAGGAAACCGCAAGGGACUGCUAGUGCCCACCACGACGACAGACCAGGAGCUGCAGCACUUGCGAAACAGUCUACCGGACGAGGUCAAGAUUCAGCGCAUCGAGGAGCGGCUAUCGGCGCUCGGCAACGUCAUCGCGACCAACGACCACAUAGCACUCGUGCACCCGGAUCUGGAGCGCGAGACGGAGGAGAUCAUCGCCGAUGUGCUGGGCGUCGAGGUCUUCCGGCAGACGGUGGCCGACAACGUGCUUGUCGGCUCGUACAUGUCGCUCUCCAACCAGGGUGGUCUCGUCCACCCGAAGACGUCGAUCCAGGACCAGGACGAGCUGUCAAGCCUGCUGCAGGUGCCGCUCGUCGCCGGUUCCAUAAACCGCGGCAGCAACGUCGUCGGCGCCGGCAUGGUUGUCAACGACUGGAUGGCCGUCACGGGUCUCGACACCACAGCCACAGAGCUGAGCGUCGUGGAGAGCGUCUUCCGCCUGGGCGAGGGUCUGGGCCCAAGCAACAUCAACACCAACAUGAAGGACACCAUGGUGGAGUCGUUCUACUAAGCAGCCUCGACAUGUCUUACGAUUUGAUUCCGGGCCUCGGGACCUCUUUGUGCGGGAUGCUCUCCCGGCUCCCUUGUUCAUUCCCUUGCAUCCUCUUCUCGGGCAUAUAGGGGUAUCAUGGCAAUGUAGCCUUGUUAUGAAAAGGGUAGAUGGAUGUUGACGGGGGGGCCGUUUUUGAGGGGGGAUCUUCCCCUCGUUUUUCAACCCCGUGAAACAACCAGCUACGACACCGCUUCACUUAGGCAGCCUGCUGCUGUCUCCUUUCAUGUCUGCUCGCUUCCCCAAUCCUAGAAGGAGGAUACAACAUUUGCGCAGCGUCGAGAAAAGCAUAGGCAUAUUACGCCAUACUGGGCAGUGUGGCGUCUUUGGGAGUUAUCCCCCGUUAUUCCGAUUUCUUUUACAACUGAUUUUGUAUACUAUCUUCUUCGGAACACUGUUGCAUGGGAUCGGCGUUCUCAGCCGGGGAGGAGUUGGGCUCACAUUAUCAAGGGUUUUUUUGUUGGGUUUACUUUCUUUCCCCUUUUUUCCCCUUCUUUUUUUUCUUGUUUUCUCGGGGCGGAACAAAAGUUGGAUUCUUUGGUUUGCAUCUUGAUGAGAUGGCAUAGCAUUGCAAAAGACUUGAUAUUGUUUCUCUCCGAUUUGCAGUUUUUGUCACACGGGUGAUGGGACCUUCUGAUUCUGAAAAUGCCCGAUAAAAGUAGCACAUGGAAUUUCUCGACAGUUCUAAUUUCAUGUGCCACUCCUAUUGUGUGCAAACUUGAAAAUCCUCAACCCCGGAUAGGCAUGACGAAACUGAAGACAUGUAUGUGGAUGGAUGCGGGCUUUAGUGCCACCGAGGGCCAGUGGCGAACAGUGACUAUUAUAGGGUGCGAUAAAAAAAGGAAUCUUCUUAUUUUCCAAGCCAGAACAUAGAAUUUUCAUGCCCUUUCACAAAAUUUUAACUCCAAGAGAGCGAGAGAAAAAAAGCAAAUAACCUAGAAAGUUCCCAGACGGCGGAUAUUCGUUAGGAGGAACAAGAAAGAAAAUAAAAGAGGAAACUGAAAACAGAGGCAAAAGAACUUUGACAAGAUCAAAGUCAUGUUUCCCCACCCUUUCAACAGCUUUAUGCAUACGUGCAGAUGACCUUCCGAUGCAAAAGAGAAUAAAAAAAAAAGAAUAAUAAAACCUCCAAACAGAGGGUUUUGUGGAUAUAAUCAGAACGCCAACUUUGCU
Molecule: messenger RNA, 2111 nt
Organism: Pyricularia oryzae 70-15
Lineage: Eukaryota; Fungi; Ascomycota; Sordariomycetes; Magnaporthales; Pyriculariaceae
Product: eukaryotic translation initiation factor 6
Exons: 3
Coding region: 159-899 (246 amino acids)
Biological process (GO): cytosolic ribosome assembly; ribosomal subunit export from nucleus; maturation of LSU-rRNA
Cellular component (GO): cytosol; preribosome, large subunit precursor; nucleolus
Molecular function (GO): ribosomal large subunit binding
Source: RefSeq, a predicted model, not a curated record